AUGAUCCCACUAUUUUGGCAAGCGCUGGUAAAGCUGAUUGGUGGCAAGAGGGUCAACGAUUCAUCAAGCCUUGACACUGUUCACCUCUUCAAGGCGUUCGUCGAUAACCAUUACCCUUACUUCACACAUAAAGAGAGGCGGGGCCUCUUUACCGCAACCAACGUUGACCACUUUGAAUACCGCUCUUUCUAUGUGGCGCUACUCGUUCUCAGUCACCGACUUGGCAGCCAGAGAGAGCCGAACGAGUGGUCAAUCGAUGCUGCAGCUGCCAAGCUCACGGUCGGUAUUGGCGCCUGUGCUAUGGCCAAAGCAGACCAUUGUGACAGAGUGGCUCUUUCCUAG
This is a messenger RNA of Letharia columbiana, 342 nucleotides long. RefSeq lists its product as uncharacterized. The transcript is spliced from 2 exons. The record is from RefSeq and is a predicted model, not a curated record. NCBI's taxonomy places the organism in Eukaryota, Fungi, Ascomycota, Lecanoromycetes, Lecanorales, Parmeliaceae. The coding region runs from base 1 to 342 and encodes 113 amino acids.